UCUGCCUGUCAAAUCGCACAUGGGCGGGAGGGCGCAAAACACACCGCAAUCAACCGUUCACUAUAACUGACUAGUCGCAAACAAAAGGUAUUUUAAAGAGGAGGGGGGAUAUUGGGGGCAGCUUGGCUUGCCGUCGUACACUUGCACUCCACCCUUUCCCACCGGUCAGGCUGUCCGAUCAGCCCGGGCGAGCGGCGCUGCCCACGAAUAACGGGAGGAGACGGGAGGAGGACCACCGCCGAGACAGAGGAAGAGGGGCUGCGAUUGAUCGCUUUCCUCCAGUGCGCUGCGGGCUGGGAGCUGAUCGAAACGCGCCUGUGUCCAGAAGGAGAAGACAAAAAGACAAGGUUGAAAACGAGGGGAGAGUGCUGACACCAUGGAGAAGUCUGAAGCGGUUUUGCACCAGGAGAGACUCCAGGCCAUAGCGGAGAAGAGGAAGAAACAGACAGAGAUUGAGAACAAAAGGAGGCAGCUGGAGGAUGACCGCCGACAGCUCCAGCACCUCAAGUCAAAGGCCCUGCGGGAGAGAUGGCUGCUGGAUGGAGCGCCCUCUGCUGGCUCGGAGGAGGAUGAAGCAAAGAGACAGCUUCAGGAGGACGAGGCCAAGACCAAGGGUCUGGAGGAGACUAUUAUAAGGCUGGAACAGGAGCUGGAGGAACUGGAAACUGGAGUUUCAGCAACAUCCACCAAAGAGAACCUAUCAGAUGUGGGCAUGGAGGAAGACAGAAAAACAGGAGGGAACAAGGCUCCUGCAGGCUCUGUCAAAGCGACAUACUCGGUCGAGAUCACCGUUGAAAGGGACAGGCUCACCGGCGAGACUAAAGUGUUAUCCACCAACACGCUCCUGCCGAAAGACCUCACUCAGCAGGGGGUGAAGGUGUAUGAGGAUGACCAGAAAGUGGUGCACGAGGUGCGCGGCAUCGACGGCGCCGUGGAGAACGGAGUGCACCAGCUCAGCUCCACGGAGGUGGAUGAGCUCAUUCACAAAGCCGAUGAGGUCUCCAUGAACGAGGCGGGGGGCACACCUAGGGCGACAGGCGGUCCCGUCGAGGGGGCACAGACCCCUAAGAAGGAGAUCACAGGCAUCGAAGCCAAGCCCGGCGGCGGUACCCAGGACGCGCUGGGCGACGCCAGCAGCGAGCACCCUGUCACCAUGGUGUUCAUGGGAUAUCAGAGCGUCGAGGACGAGACCGAGACUAAGAAGGUGCUGGGUUUGGAGGGAACGGUGAAAGCAGAGCUGGUGGUCAUCGAGGACGGUGAGAGCAAAGGGGGUGUCGAGGGGGCCAAGGAAGACCAGGCGCCCCCCAACGGCAGCGCCGCCGAACCCGUCAAGGCCCAGGAGGAGGGCGGGGGCAAGGGUGAGGCCGAGAGUGGGGCGGCGGAGCUCAACACCAAGGAGAAACAGCCCUGCAAGUGCUGCUCCAUCAUGUGAGCGGGCCGCCAGCACGCCCCGGGACGCGAGCCCGCCGGACAGAAACUCUCACCUGCCACAGAAACACACCAUCUUUGUAUGACACCCCCACUCCAUCAUCAUCCUUAGGGGUUUUUUAUUUUACUUUUUUAAAUUCAGUUUCUUUUUUUCCACUUUGUUCGCAUCCGAAGCCGUUCCCACCUGGCAUUCAGGAACCGGGAGCUGAGGGCCUCGUCCCCGUAACCACCCGGCGCUAAGGUCAUCCAACAUUAUCCGACAGGAUUCUUUUGUAAAUGACAUCACUUACUCAGUGUCAUGAAUUUUGUAGUCUUAUCUUACCGUAUGAAGGACACAAAUGUCCAUAUAUAAAUAUAUAUAUAUAUAUAUCUAUAUAUAAAUUGUUUAUUUUUAAAGAUAUAUUUAUUUGGAUUUUUUUAGACAAAUCCCUCUGGUCACCGUGGGUGAAGACGUAAGGUAUUCAGCUUGCUGUGCAUUCUUUGCUGUCACCGUUUUUCUGAGAUUCAGCGAGCCAGCGGGUUAAAAAUUCCGAAAACCGUGUUGUAAUAUUUAUGACUGAUAAUGCUGUGAUGAGGUAACUGUCAUGGUUUUUUUUUUUUCCCAGAAAGAAAAAAAACCUAAAUUUACUCUUAAGAUACGGGGAGAGGGUUGGUGUCUUAAGGUUACUACCAGUGUGCAGUGUGGAGAAACGAGCGGAUGUGAAUCUGGACACUUGGGCAGCUCAGUGCGUUAAAUGCGAGGCCGACUGAGGGUUUGCCCCCAAGCUCUCGUGCUGUUUGUGCUCGUCUCCAUGUCAUCGUGAUGCCCUCACGUGACCUCACGUGACCUCUGUCCACGCCAGCAAUCUCAGUCACACCGGCUCAUUACACUCAAUGCUUUUCUCUCUGAAACGAUUCUCCUUCGGCCGAAUGGGAACCGAACCAUGAUUGUAAGAACGAGAAAAACAACGAUAACCUGGCCAGCGUCACCCAUACUGAAGAAAUAAAUGCUGUCGUGUAAGGAGGGGGUGAUUUGCUGGUUUAACUCCCAUUUAGUUUCCAGCGAGAAGUCUCUGGAUCAUCUAUGAUGCCCACACUCCGGGUUUAUUGACCCGGGGCCCAUAGUAAACGGGCAGCACCGGUGAGGUCUAAGCAGAGCUGGACGCCGGUCCAACUGAACCCAAGCAGUCAUGACGAGCGUCGAGUUCGGUGCGACGCUGUUUCGAUGUCGCAGUGCUGCGAUCAUUUGCGGAGUAUUUUAUUUUCCUGAAUCGGCAUGCGGUGGAUGGCCUUUUGUUAUGUGCAGCCCCCCCACCCCCACCUACAGCAAAAGCGGGAAGAUAAUCCCCCAUGCACAGUUCCCGUGGGGUUCACCGUCAUUCGGGAAACACCCCGACGGCACAGUUCGCGCCGUCGACGAACCACGCGCGGCGGCACUCCGUCGGCCGCAUCGCCGGGCCGGUCUGCGCUCCCUCGCUUCCCGCCGGGCUGUUCGGCUCGCGUACAAACCUGAUGUCAGAGACAGGGACACGAACCCUCCUCACAUUCCAGGAUGCUGCCACCUCUUUCCUCCCCCCCAAGUGGUAAUAUUUGCUCCAGUUGCUGUUCAGUGCCCCCCCCCCCCCCCCCGCACUUAGAGCGCGAUAGUUGUUUUUCUUUCUUUUCUCUGUGCUUGUUCUAUUCAUCCUGUUUUUUUUUUGUUUCUUUGUUUUGCUGCCUUGGUAGACAUAUAGAAGCUUGGAUUUGUUAUUAUUAUUAUUAUUAUUAUUAUUAUUAUUUUAUUGGCACAAUUUGGAGCUAAAUUUCCAGCUAAGCUAAAAAGGUCCUGUAAUUAUUGUCCUUUGUAUGGUGAGAUGGGAUAAUGAGACGGAUUGUCGAGCAAAUUGCCUGUGUUGUGCUUCUCCCUCCAAUUUGCUGACAAACCCCAGUGUGCCUGCUGGUCCGUGUGUAAUUAUUCUUCAAAAUAAAAGUUUUAUUUGGGAAGCUGGCCGAACAACAAGUGGUUUCUGUGGACUCCGGUACUUUUAACUUGAAAAAAAAAAAAAUCCCACGGCCUGUGAGUUUGUCGUGCCUCCUGCUUGCACAGGUUGUGCUGCGCGUCUUUCUUUGCAAAAAAAAAUAAAUAAAAAUGCUUCAGUCUUAGCGACGGUCAUAUUUCAAUACUUUUACAUUUUUUCUAUUGUCUCUGAAUCUGUAGGAUGGGUUUUAAGGAGUCGUUUGGUCAUUUCUGUGAAGGUAGAUUUUUAAAGUGGUGUUUUAUCCAAAUUUCAAAAUGGUGCUUGAAGUGUGUUGCCAGUCCAAAACAGCAAAUAAUGUCUUGGUAUUCAUGCACUGUUGGUAAAUGCGUUUCGUGCCCAUUGGAGAACCAGACUGCAUAUGCUGGAAGCAUAUCGGUUUCUUCCUUGCUUCCGCUUGGCACCUCCCUUCGCCUCAGGCAUUUGCGUUAGCUUCUUUACCCAUCGGCAUGUCGGAUUCGGGCUGCGCCCCACAGCGCCCCCUCUGGCCAUCGGAGUGGGAGCGCCGGGCCAGAUGCAGCGAUAGCGUCCUCGUUCUCCUCAGCAUAGCGCCCCACGGUGGCCACUCACUCGUUAUAGCAUAUCUAAUACUCCCUCAGCGGGCUUCUCAAACCUAUGCAACAGAAUAUCUGCAUGCAUGUUUACAUGAUCCAAAUUUAAAAAAAAAAAAUUUUUUUGACUAUAUUACAUGCAAAAAUCCCUGCAUUUCUAUAAUAAUCUGCUUAUCAGUGUAACGCCCACCUUCCUAAAGUUUGCAGUCGUUUAUGUUGACAAAACUUCAUAUAGAGCUCUUCACAAACGCUCCCGCUCACUGUAAGGUGCAGCCACUUUUAAAUGCAGGUUCGAGAUCAGACGUUUAUGUGGACGGGAUCUUUCAUGCAGGAGAGUUAAGCAGGUAUGGACAGAGCCAAGAUGAAAGUUUGAGGUGGAUAUGCAAAGAUGCUGAAAUGGGCUGUCUGUGCCCGGCAGCCUUCGAAGGGUUGAGUACUGGGUGACUGAAGCUGUGUAUGGACUUCACCGAGACCUGUUUACAUCAGGUUUAGGCUCAGUAUGAGAGAGUAGGAAAGUAAGAAUUACAAGGAGAUGUUUGAAUGUGUGCGCUGUACGAACACAGAGGUGUUUUUCUGGAAUGUUAUAGAUUGUUGUCCACUCCACAAGAUGCUAAUUGGUUAAGACAUUUCCAGUGGCCUCGGGCUUGAAACUGAGAUCUUACCUAUUCAUUGUCUGUUCUCCAAAAAAAAAAAUCUCCAACCUAUUCUGUCUUUUGCUAUGAAAAAGACAAGAUCAUUAACUCUUUGCUGGAAUACAGCCUGGAACAAAGGUCCUCAAUACAGUGCAAUUAUUAUUAUUUUUUUUUGGGAAGCCUCAUUCAGAUGGUCACAUUGUGAAAAUGAGAUUCGCAGAGUGCUAGACUUGUUGGGGAUUGCAGUAAUCUUUUCAUGCACAUUUACAAAAUGUAAAACCUUCCAUUGGACAUAGCACAGUUUUUAGAAAUGUAUAUUCUAACUGAUACAGUCAACCAGAUCCUAUCUGUGUUCGUAGGUUCAGUUGGCUGCUUCAGUUCCGCUUUUGACUUAUCUCUUAAAGAAGCUUAACUCUCAUUCUAAGCUACAGUGCCCAAAUCCACUUGGGAGACCCCCUUUGAAACCCGACUUCAAUUUAAGGCAAGAGGUGUUUCUGUAAUUAUGUCCUUGGCACAUGCUUACUCAUCUUCAGAUGGAGCAUGGGGUGAGUCAGACCUUCUCGGCGUCAAAUCAGUCCAUGCACUCCCACAAGGCCAAAGCGACGUCGAGGUGACAUCACUAUGUACAUCACACUCUUUCAGCAGAGUGACCGUUCUGGAAAUGCACGAUAUGUUUGCAGUUCUGUUACGGCUGGCACACAUACUCUGUAGCGUUUGGCUUAGUGUGGCUGCAGCGGACGUCACAUGACUGUUCCCUUCAUAUUUUGCUGGCAUCCAUUGCCAUAGUUACCUCAGGCCCUUGCUUAGCAACCUCCCCCCCCCCCCCCCCCCGCCCCGCUCCGACACUCUGUACUGACAUUCCAGUUCUGACGCGUUAGACGACCCUAAUGCCUUGUAGUCUGGUUCAGUCCAGGCCUCUUUUUGUAACUGCAUGCUUUUUAUAAGUAUAUAACCCUACCUAUUAAAGUCCUUGUGAAGAAAUGUAUCUUUCUCUUAUUAUCGUGAACCCUCCGUCUCUCCCAAACGUCUGGUUCCUGCACAGCUAACGGUGCAGUGCGACUGCUGUUGUUCCUCCUGCCUUAUAAGGUGUCAAGGUUUUCUUUAUUACAAACUGGCAAGUGAUGUAGAAAGUGUUGGAAACAAUAAAAUGUAACGUGCUUUAAA
Molecule: messenger RNA, 5769 nt
Organism: Brienomyrus brachyistius
Lineage: Eukaryota; Metazoa; Chordata; Actinopteri; Osteoglossiformes; Mormyridae
Gene: palm1a
Product: paralemmin 1a
Exons: 8
Coding region: 377-1432 (351 amino acids)
Biological process (GO): regulation of cell shape
Cellular component (GO): membrane
Source: RefSeq, a predicted model, not a curated record